Molecule: messenger RNA, 2852 nt
Organism: Panicum virgatum (switchgrass)
Lineage: Eukaryota; Viridiplantae; Streptophyta; Magnoliopsida; Poales; Poaceae
Product: probable xyloglucan glycosyltransferase 9
Exons: 5
Coding region: 387-2465 (692 amino acids)
Cellular component (GO): Golgi apparatus
Molecular function (GO): glycosyltransferase activity
Source: RefSeq, a predicted model, not a curated record
CCCACAGACAUGCGGAAAGACGAGAGAACAUCGUCGCAAAACAAAAUAAACCCCCUCUCUCUCUCCCCACCCACACGGUGUUGAGCUGGUUCGCAGUCCUCCGUCCCCUUGCUUCAGCUCAGCGGCAUCAGCAGCUUCCCCCCUCUAUCCCUCCCCUCCUCUUCUUCAUAAGCUCACUCACAAACGGAAGUGGAGCGGAGCCAGCAGUUGAAGUGCAGAGGUAGCAAGCAUUGGGAUUUCGUGUGAAGGGGAUAGUUGGGUGCGCCAAAGGAAAAAGGAGACCCAGGAUUAGCGUGUGGCGGAUUGGGUGGCUAUUUUGGGAGCGGGGGAGGACGAGAGGCGUGGCCUUGGCCGGGGGAGGCGGCGGCUUCUUGGACCGGCCAUUGAUGGCGCCGUGGAGCGGCUUGUGGGGCGGCAAGGCCGGCGGCGACGCCUACCGGGGCACGCCGGUGGUGGUCAAGAUGGAGAACCCCAACUGGUCCAUCUCCGAGAUCUCCUCGCCGGAGGAUGACGACGAGGACAUCUUGGCCACCGGCGGCCGCCGCAAGGGGGGCCGCUCCAAGAACGCCAAGCAGAUCAGGUGGGUGCUGCUGCUCAAGGCGCACCGCGCCGCCGGCUGCCUCGCCUCGCUCGCCUCCGCCGCCGUCUCGCUCGGCGGCGCCGCCAGGCGAAGGGUCGCCGCGGGGAGGACCGACGCUGAGGCCGGCGUGGUGGCCGCCACGGGCGAGAGCCCCGUUGUGCGCUCCAGAUUCUACGCCUUCAUCAAGGCCUUCCUCGUCGUCUCCCUGCUGCUCCUCGCCGUUGAGGUCGGCGCUUACCUCAACGGCUGGGACCUUGGCGACUCCGCGCUCGCCCUCCCCGUCAUCGGCCUCGAGUCGCUGUACGCCUCUUGGUUGCGCUUCCGCGCGGCCUACGUUGCGCCGGGGAUACAGUUCCUCACCGACGCCUGCGUCGUGCUCUUCCUCAUCCAGAGCGCCGACCGCCUCAUCCAGUGCCUUGGCUGCUUCUACAUCCACCUCAAGCGCAUCAAGCCCAAGCCCAAGUCCCCUGCAUUGCCGGAUGCGGAGGACCCUGAUGCUGGGUACUACCCCAUGGUACUUGUGCAGAUACCAAUGUGCAACGAGAAGGAGGUGUAUCAGCAAUCAAUUGCGGCCGUGUGCAACCUUGACUGGCCAAAAUCCAACUUCUUGGUUCAGGUGUUGGAUGACUCUGACGACCCGCUAACCCAGACUCUGAUCAGAGAGGAGGUGGCCAAGUGGCAACAGCAAGGUGCCCGGAUUGUGUACCGGCACCGAGUGUUGAGGGAUGGUUACAAGGCUGGAAACCUCAAGUCAGCCAUGAGCUGCAGCUACGUGAAGGAUUACGAGUUUGUUGCUAUCUUUGAUGCAGACUUCCAGCCAAAUCCAGACUUCCUGAAGCGCACCGUUCCACAUUUCAAGGAUAACGAUGAACUUGGGCUAGUCCAAGCAAGAUGGUCCUUUGUGAAUAGGGAUGAGAAUCUGUUGACUCGAUUGCAAUAUAUUAAUCUCUGCUUCCACUUUGAGGUGGAACAGCAGGUAAAUGGGGUGUUCUUAAACUUCUUUGGGUUCAACGGCACUGCUGGGGUUUGGAGAAUCAAGGCAUUGGAGGACUCUGGUGGAUGGAUGGAACGGACAACAGUGGAGGAUAUGGACAUCGCUGUUAGGGCACACCUACAUGGCUGGAAGUUUAUAUUCCUGAAUGAUGUUGAGUGUCAGUGCGAAUUGCCUGAGUCUUAUGAGGCUUACAGGAAGCAGCAGCAUCGGUGGCAUUCUGGUCCAAUGCAGCUAUUCAGGCUCUGUUUACCGGACAUCAUCAAAUGCAAGAUUGCGUUUUGGAAGAAAGCCAACCUAAUCUUUCUGUUUUUCCUGCUACGGAAGCUCAUAUUACCUUUCUACUCCUUCACGCUCUUCUGCAUCAUCCUCCCGAUGACAAUGUUUGUGCCUGAAGCUGAGCUUCCUGAUUGGGUUGUGUGCUACAUUCCGGCCCUGAUGUCCUUGCUCAACAUCCUCCCUUCUCCAAAGUCAUUCCCUUUCAUCAUCCCAUACCUGCUCUUCGAGAACACCAUGUCGGUGACAAAGUUCAACGCGAUGAUCUCUGGCCUGUUCCAGCUUGGAAGCGCGUACGAGUGGGUGGUGACCAAGAAAUCAGGCCGCUCAUCGGAGGGCGAUCUCAUUUCCCUGGCACCACCCAAGGAGCUGAGACACCAAAAGACGGGCUCGGCGCCUAACCUCGACACGGUUGCAAAGGAGCAGCUUGCUUCGAAGGACGCGAAGAAGAAGCACAACCGGAUAUACAAGAAGGAGCUGGCGCUCUCGAUGCUCCUGCUAACGGCCGCGGCCCGGAGCUUGCUGUCGAAGCAGGGUAUACACUUCUACUUCCUCCUGUUCCAGGGCAUCUCCUUCUUGUUAGUAGGCCUUGACCUCAUAGGCGAGCAGGUCGAGUAAACCGUGUAAACAGCAAUUGAUAGAUGUGAAAAGCAGUGGGGAUUGCUGCAAGGGAUGUGUGUGUUAUUGUCAUGGCCGCAGCCCCUGGCUGAGACUCGAGACAUGCGUUGUGUGUGCAGUUGUGCCUUCCUGGAUUCUGUCCUGACUGCACGCACGGCAUGAUCCACAGGAUCCUCUCCUCUCCCACUUGUGAACAGGAGAACCUCCUCCCUCGGAUCGGAGGUGUACAUAGAGUCUCCCCGGCCUGUAAAUCUGCGUCGUGGCUCCUCCAGCACCCCCUCCAUUCUUUUGUAACAGAUUUUGGUGUUCUUGUGUGGGAUCUACCGAGGAUGUAAAACGAGACACCCUGUUGGGCUGUACGAUUGAUGAAGGAACACAGAAAUGCCA